GAAGCUAGCCCUUCGCCUGGAUUAUUUAAGCGAGGUUAGAUCUCACACAUCCACUGUAUGUGCUGGCGGGGAGAUCGGGAAUGGAAAUGGCUCGUUUAGAUUUGACCGAAUACGACAUUUCCAUGAAGACUGGGUUCGUUCUGGAGGAGCCACUGACCCGGUUGCCUCCUUACUUCGACCCCUGGAACAAUGUGGCACUCCGGUUCGCAGAGCUGGUCGGUAACAAGACUAUGAGGGAGGAGGUUCUAAAGCUGCCUGUGCUUGACAUCGACCGCCUGUGUGGGAUGAAGGAGGAGAGACUAGCCCAUGUCCAGCUUGCGGUCAUGACAUCAGGGUACCUGUGGCAGAAUGGACUUCAGGAUGUCCCAAAGGUCCUGCCCAAAUGUUUGGCUGUUCCCUUAUAUGGGAUGUUUGAGAAACAUGGGUUCCAACCGGUAAUCACAUACGCCGAUCUGUACUUGUCAAAUGCCACACUGAAGGAUCCGAAUGCGCCUGCUGUUAUCGAGAACCUCGCCGCCAUUAUCGACAUGAUGGGAGGGUCGGAAUGGCUGUGGUUCUUCGCCGUGGGGUUAAGAGUCGAGCAGGACUUUGCAGAUGCAAUGCAGGCGUUCCAGAACGUCCUAGAUGGAACCGACGAAAAUGAUGAAGAAAAGAUCGCCAGGUCCCUUGACGAAAUAUCAGACGCUGUCCUCAACAUGCAGAAAACGAUGAAACGGUUUCACGAAAACCUAUCAGUAGAAGGCUUUUUCCCGAAAAUGACGGUUUUCUACGGCGGGUACGGGGAACUGGGGUUGCAUGAAGGCCUUAUUUUUGAAGGUGUUAAAGACGAGCCGAUUAAGGCCAAAGGUGCCAACGCUGGACAAUCGCCAAUACUCAAGGCUCUCGACGCUCUGCUAGGAAUAGAACACGAGGAGAAGAGGCAUGCAUAUACUGAGGAGAUUAUUACCUAUAUGGUACCCAAACACGGGCGCCUCAUACGGGAUUUGCGCAAGAGGCCCAAACAGUUGAAAUCAGUCGUUGAAUCCAGCAGCAACACUGACCUGCAGCAAGCCUACAACAACCUGGUCCAGUCCGUCCUCAAGUUCAGGAACUACCACGUGCAGAUUGUGACCAAGUACGUGGUUCAAGGCGUGAAGAAGAACUUCCCACCAGAAAUGAAAGAGAGUUUCCACCCAGUGCAGCAAUUUAUCAUUAACUAUGUGAAGGGGAUGAGAGAUGACUGCAAGACUGGGGCAAGCUGAACCUGUCAGCUGAUUUGAAUUCGUCACCAUGGCAACUUGUCAUACAUAAUUAUUUUAGGAAUACUAAUUACACAUAUAUUGUUCCUACUCUUACAUUCGAACACCUGCUACUUUUAUCCACCAGAUAAACUGUCCUUUGUGUGAUCGAGGAAUAUAUAGCAUGAAUUUAUUUUUAAAUAUAUAUGUGACAUUUGAUGCUAUAAGAAUUACAUAUCUACCAAAGAUAUGCAUCGCUUACAUUUGAAAAGACCAAAAAUAUCUUUUUAAAUGUCAGUUUGUGACAAUUUUGCCACAAACAAUACUAAAGAAAUAUAAAAUAAUGAUGCCUAUUUAUUUAGCAUUCGUACAAAAAAAGUGAGCAUUUAUUAAAGUGUAUAAAAUGAUGAAUAUUGCCUCCAUAAUACUUAUAUUUUGGCAUAUGGUCUUCAUACUGAAUAGAGGAUAGUUAAAGAAAAUCAUGGCGGCUGUUCCCAAGGCCAUGAUACAUGAAGUACUUGUUCAGAUUAUUAAAGACAGAUGUAAAAAUAUCUGUAUUUACUCUUUUUGUGCAUUAUACCUCAUCAACUACUUUAUAACAUAGACAAAUAAAGUUUCCUUGUAUUUUGAUUUCUUGCUACAGAUGUGUCUAAAAUGGAUUAAGUUUUUUACCCAAAACAUGUUUUGCCAAGAAUGUAUUCACUUGACCAAAUGCAGUCAUAGGGUGCCCUUAUCAGCAUUGACAUUGACAGCAUUCAGAUCUGGUUAAGGGGGGAGAGGGUAUUACAAGGAGGAGAUGUUUUCUUAUCACAUCAGGUGUCCAUCAACAUUCCACAUUAUACAUCGGAAGCAGCCUACAAAGCACUAGUGGUGUGACGAUUCAUCGAUACGCAUCGAUGCAUCGAUCCAUGAGCCGCCGAUACAGUGAAUCGAAACAAAGUUUUACAUUGUCGUAUAUCCCGAUACGAUACUGCAAAUAUGCCUCGAUACACGAUGUUUAACUUUGACUAUUCCCGAAUCGUGAUAUCUGUCAAGAAAAAAAAGACUUAUUUUUGUUUGAUGAUUAAAAUAUGUGCUUACUUAUUUUCCCUUUAUAAGUAAACGUUUUCUCGGAAAUUCUUGCGUCAAGAAUUGUGUCAGACAUAGCGCUCGUAUGUUCUUAACAUUCACAAAGUCUGUGUAUAAAAUUAAUCAUUAACAUGGAACCACGCUUGCGGAAUUUGACGAAAAAGUUUUAAAUUGAUUUUGUUUUGAUCUUAAGGUGUUUUAUAGUUGGUCUCAGCAUAACAGGUUUUAGUAUCGUUAUACGUAUCGUAUCGCCACCCUUCUAUCGGGUUUCGUAUCAUAUCGCAGCUUAAGUGCACAAUACUUUGACAAUAUAUCGUCGUGACUACAAUUUUAGUAUCGUGAUGCUUGUUGUAUGCCAAUACCAGCACUACAGAGCACUCAGCGGAUUCUCAUCAGAAUGAGUUUAGUUUUACGCCGCACUCAGCAAUAUUCCGGCUAUAUGGCGGCGGUCUGAAUUAUUCUCAUCAGAAGACAACAUUGUUCAGCAGAAGAUAAUCCACUUAGGUAACCUCAUUCUUUAUAAUGCUGUGGGGUAGCUUAGUGGUUAAUGUGUUCGCUGGUCACGCCAAAGACCCGGGUUCGAUUCCCCACAUGGGCACAAUGUGUGAGGCCCAUUUCUGGUGUCCCCUACCUUGAUAUUGCUGGAAUAUUGCUAAAAGCGGCGUAAAACUAAACUCACUCACUCACUUUAUAAUACCCUGCAUCACCGGCGAGGCUUCAUGGUAGAAGAAACUCCAUCCUCCAUAUUUAACACAUAUUUACAAACAUUUAU
Messenger RNA from Haliotis rubra (blacklip abalone), 3057 nucleotides. Its product is annotated as myoglobin-like. Gene Ontology annotation, biological process: 'de novo' NAD+ biosynthetic process from L-tryptophan. NCBI's taxonomy places the organism in Eukaryota, Metazoa, Mollusca, Gastropoda, Lepetellida, Haliotidae. Gene Ontology annotation, cellular component: cytoplasm. The record is from RefSeq and is a predicted model, not a curated record. Gene Ontology annotation, molecular function: heme binding; metal ion binding; L-tryptophan 2,3-dioxygenase activity. The transcript has 15 exons. The coding region runs from base 81 to 1241 and encodes 386 amino acids.